GAGCAAUCCCAACCUUCCUCCGAGCUUUUGUUGCAAGACCGAAUGAUGGUAAAAAUUUGUACCAGCGCAUCCAGUCUUCCGAAUCCGUUCGAUGAGAUAUGUGCCCGCCGACACCCAGAAGUGAAUGAACAGGUACAUUCGGGCAGCAGAACGGAUUUGGCUAUUAGUUAAUGUACAUGAUGAAAAGGAAUGGGGUGAAUAUCUCGUUUGCUGGAAUAAGGAUCGUAUCGAGUUGUAUGAAGACUAUGUAAUUCCAGGAAAGGAGUGGCUGCUCGGUCGUAAACAUUUAGCACACUCAAUCCCUCGGCUUCGCGUAGCUACUCGCCUCUCAGUCUUCUCCUACGUCGAUAUGAGCUUCUCUCUUGUUUGUGCAGCAGAAGGUGAUAACAAGCUUCUCAAAUCUCACCGGACCACCGUAUUUGUCAUGAGGUGCUCCACACGAUCGCGAUCUAUAGAUUGGAUAUGGUCCCUUUGGCGAUUCCUGGGGGGAGUAUUCCCGGCCCAGCUGGAUGUUCAUGUCCCAGUAUUGGGUACUAAAAUCUCACUGGAUGUGCCCAGAUAUGACAUUGUGGAGGACCGUGAAGGCUUUCGGAACCUAACUCCCGAUAGAAUCAUUGAACUAUGCGAGGAUGCCCUCCGGAAUAUUUCAUCGUAUUCUGACUUGAUGAAUGCUGGAAUGAAACGUGGCGCACGUCUGGCACUCGCGUGGAGGCAUGGGAUGAAUCUGGAAUGGGCAUGGCUAAAGGAGGACAUUCAUGGUCGGCUGCGAGACUGGGCAGGUAUUUUUGGCUGGGCUCUACAGCAGCGUGGCUCUUCGGUACAGCUGGAGCUACGGCUUGCGUCUCACUCGCAGUCCAAGUUGAAAUUGACGAGUGGUUCCAUGAUCCAUGAGCCUGAUGCCAUCGAGGGCUACUUGUACCAAAUUCGGCCAAACAGCCAAAGUCGGACUGCUGUCUACGUUUCCACGCACAGUGGCAACCUCUUCACCAUGACACACUGGCAUGCUUUUCCACCUUCAGUCCCCGAGCUGCGUCCUAACACAGGCGGCAUGAAUCGGCCGAGAGCUCAAAAUGAAUUGCGCCGCGGCUCAGAUCAAGUCCUCCAUGCCAACGGCUUUCUCGAUCUCAGGGACAUACUCUCCGUGCGCAAGGCGCUUGCUCCGCUGGCCCCAAGUCAGAAGAUCGCAACAUUGGAUCCUUCGGAGCUCGGUGGUCCCAUCCUUGUGGAUGUGGACCACGACGAUGACUUGAGAGAUGUAUUUGGUCAAGAUGCGACGGGUAUCGUGGAGGAUGAAUUAUCGGGGCAGGAGGAUGAAACGGUGAGAAUGAAGAAAUCCUUUGAAAUAGUGAUGCGGACGGGUGCAGUGAUCAGAUUCGAGUUGCCGAACUCAGCCCACGAGUGGAUCACGAGGCUGAGGACCCUAGUUCGUUAUUGGGCCCAUCAUCACCGACAGAAUGCUCGAACUGAGAUGGAUUUGGAACAUUUCAAUGCUGGAAAGCCGCGCUUUGAGAAAAUCAAAAGAUCACGGCCACAGGCUUCUCGGAUCUAUUCGGGCACAUUGCCAGACGUUCAGGAGGUGUCGCGUAGGCUGAGCACUUUCUGGUCCUGGUGUGUUCUCGCUCCUUGCCGGCCUUUGAUCAAAUCCGGAAAACUGUUCGCAAAGACAAAGCCCCGUGCACACUACAAGCAUACCUUCAUGACUCUCACCGCUGGUCACAUUGCAACAUUCAGCAUCACAGCUGCCCAAUCCUGUUUCCACCAACGUUCAAGAGUCAUCAAUUUGGUAAAUUCAUACGUAUAUUCGGGUUUGUUCGCUGCUUCGGAUGCCACGCCACGCAUCGACGAUGCUUUCUCGCCCCGACUGUACCAGGAUGGGCUCGAGUCUGAUGAUUCGGAUGUCGACACCAUAUUCGUAGUUCGUUAUCAUUUGUACCACGGUGAACCGCAGCCACGGGGCGGACCCCACGCAGCAGAACGUAGCAGCUUUGGGCCUCCACCGCCACCAAGAAGCACUUUGGAGAGGGAUGCAUGGUGCUGGGCGAUAAAUACUGAAGUAGAACGCAUCGAAAGGAGCAGAAAUGAGGUCUCCUGAGCCUAAGGAGUCAGAUCUCGACAGCAAAUGAUUUCAUGGUGGCAGUUGGGACUGUCGAGUAUGAUUACAAGGCAUGGGCUGUAUUCAUCAUUCGGCAAUGAAUUAUCAGCCAAUCUUCGCCAACAAAA
Molecule: messenger RNA, 2220 nt
Organism: Cantharellus anzutake
Lineage: Eukaryota; Fungi; Basidiomycota; Agaricomycetes; Cantharellales; Hydnaceae
Product: Pleckstrin homology domain-containing protein
Exons: 10
Coding region: 125-2092 (655 amino acids)
Biological process (GO): ascospore-type prospore membrane formation; protein localization to prospore membrane
Cellular component (GO): prospore membrane
Source: RefSeq, a predicted model, not a curated record